Prinia subflava (tawny-flanked prinia) is the source of this 967-nucleotide messenger RNA. It is a transcript of the gene NICN1, whose product is annotated as nicolin 1, tubulin polyglutamylase complex subunit. The transcript has 6 exons. Gene Ontology annotation, cellular component: nucleoplasm. NCBI's taxonomy places the organism in Eukaryota, Metazoa, Chordata, Aves, Passeriformes, Cisticolidae. The record is from RefSeq and is a predicted model, not a curated record. The coding region runs from base 32 to 703 and encodes 223 amino acids.
CGCCCCGGAGCGGCGGCCGCGCGGCGCCGCCAUGUCGGGAGCGGCGGGGCCGGGUCCGCCCGCCGGGCCGGGCCGCUCCCCGCUGCCCUGCGCCCCCCGCCCCGCCGCCCCGCUCCAGCUGGCCGGGGGUGCCGAGCCCGCACGGCCCGGCGUCGCCGUCAUCGACCUCCGCUUCCCCCGCGACGCUCCCGCCGACGUGCAGGAGAUCGUGUUCAGGAACUUCUACACGGCGUUCCUGAGCGUGCGGGUGCAGCGGCCCGGCCCCGGCGGGUCCCAGCGCUGGGUGACCUGCCUGCGGGACCUGUGCCUGAUGCCUUGCCCACACACCGAGGAGGGCUCCCAGGACUACUUCUGCCUCCGCCGGCAGCAGAUGCUGUGUGACCUGGACCAGGUGACAGCAAUGCGGUUCAUCCUGCGACAGCCCUCCCCCGUCUGGCUCCACUUCACCAUCGAGGACCUGCAGAUUUUCCCCCCUGGACAGAAGAGUCCCCAGAAGGAUUUUCCCUCCUGGCUCUCCCAGCUGACCCCUCCGGAGCAGCCAGCCAGCCUGCAUGGGGAGCUCCCUGAUCCAGAGAAGGUGUCGACAGAGGUCCAGCAAAUGUGGGUGCUGACAGAGGUGAUCCGGGCUCGCCAGGCAGCCGCCCGCAUCGGGCGCUUUGACGUGGAUGGCUGCUACGAUGUCAACCUGCUUUCCUACACCUGAGCCCGCUGGUGCUGGUGCCAGCUGGGGAGAAGUGUCCCUUCCAUGCUCCUGGGGCCUGAGUGGGCUCCUGCAUUCCUGCCUCGGCCAUUGACCCCGCGGGGGUCCCAAGCCCUCCCUAUGCCCCUUCUCUGACUCCCUCUGCACUGCCUGGCACUGAGGGGCAGCGCUGCCACUCCAGAGACCCCUGUGAGCCUCUCCUGGGCACGUCCCGUGGGCAGAGCCCGGACACCGCAGGGGGGUGCGGGGGCACCGAGGGGCGCGGGG